Messenger RNA from Solea solea (common sole), 2854 nucleotides. It is a transcript of the gene pi4k2b, whose product is annotated as phosphatidylinositol 4-kinase type 2 beta. The transcript has 11 exons. Bases 175 to 1701 code for a protein of 508 amino acids. Gene Ontology annotation, cellular component: lysosomal membrane; plasma membrane; endosome. Gene Ontology annotation, biological process: endosome organization; Golgi organization; phosphatidylinositol phosphate biosynthetic process. Gene Ontology annotation, molecular function: 1-phosphatidylinositol 4-kinase activity. The record is from RefSeq and is a predicted model, not a curated record. Lineage: Eukaryota; Metazoa; Chordata; Actinopteri; Pleuronectiformes; Soleidae.
AAAGUAGGAAGCAGAUCGGAGAGGGCUGAAGGAUUAUGUGGACAUUUCGGCGAACGAAAGCCGCUGCUGUACAUUAAUUUGUCUAAGAUUUGUGAGCUGGCGUUUCUUUAAAAUGAUACUCUGACGACUUAAGCGUGAAGUCCGUGUAACUUAAUAAUCAAAAACUCCGCGACAAUGAUGACAGAAUGCGACCCGACUCAGACAGAGACCGGCGAGGACACCGGAGCAACAGCGGUGUCACUGCCGGAGUCCAACUUUCAUCCCACGGACUCCUCAAAUGUAUCGGUCUAUGACAGGGGCCGUUUAGCCUUGGGGCUCACCACGAACCCCGGAGGCGCCUUACGUAUUUCGGACUCUCGUGAAAGCGUCUUGACCGAGCUGGACACAGACGGCUCCAGCGAAGAGACACUGUUGUUGCCGUGCUUAGCAGGAGGCUCGUCAUCUCCGCGGGGCGUACGAGAGAAGCGGAGCAGGCGGAACAGACAUAGCUCCUCCUCGGAUAAAGACACCUUGGCCUCCCCAGGUCCUAACAAUGGGGAUUUCAACCAUUUCCCAGAUGACCCAGAGUUUGCAGAUAUCAUCCAAAGGGCAGAGCAGGCCAUGGAGAAUGGCGUCUUUCCGGAAAGGAUUUCCCAGGGAUCCAGUGGGAGCUACUUUGUCAAAGACCCAAAAGGGAAAAUCAUAGGUGUUUUCAAACCAAAGUCAGAGGAACCUUACGGUCACCUGAACCCCAAAUGGACCAAAUAUUUUCAUAAGCUGUGCUGUCCCUGUUGUUUUGGCCGAGGCUGCUUGUUGCCUAACCAGGGUUACCUCUCAGAGGCUGCUGCCUCACUGGUUGACACCAAGCUCGGCCUGGGCGUGGUGCCAAAAACCAAGGUGGUGUAUCUGGCGAGUGAGACAUUCCAUUACAGCGCCAUCGACAGAGCAAAGUCCCGGGGGAAGAAGUACGCCUUAGAGAAGGUCCCCAAAGUCGGACGACGUUUCCACAGAGUGGGACUGCCACCCAAGGUGGGCUCUUUUCAGCUGUUUGUGGAAGGUUACCGUGAAGCGGACUACUGGCUGCGGCGCUUUGAGGCAGAGCCGCUGCCCGAGAACAUCAGGAAGCAGCUGCAGUCUCAGUUUGAGCGACUCGUGAUUUUGGACUACGUCAUCAGGAACACAGAUCGAGGGAAUGACAACUGGUUGAUCAAGUACGAGAAGCCAGGGGAAGGAAAGGGCGAAAGAAAGAAAGAUUCAGAGUGGCGAGAGAACUGUCCCGACUCCUGCAUCAAGAUUGCGGCAAUCGACAACGGCCUGGCCUUUCCCUUUAAACACCCAGACGAAUGGAGAGCCUACCCGUUCCACUGGGCGUGGCUCCCCCAGGCUAAGGUGGCCUUCUCCCAGGAGACCAGAGACCUGGUGCUGUCCCGCCUCUCUGAUAUGAACUUCGUCCAGGACCUCUCUGAGGAUCUCAAUGAGAUGUUCAAGACGGAUAAAGGCUUUGACAAACCCAUGUUUGAGAAACAGAUGUCCGUGAUGAGGGGACAGGUGCUGAACCUGACUCAGGCACUGAAGGACGGGAAGAGUCCCAUUCAGCUGGUGCAGAUGCCUCGGGUGGUGGUGGAGCGCAGCCACUCAGGCAGUCAGGGACGCGUGGUCACACUGGGCAACGCCUUCACACAAACCUUCCACUGCAAGCGGCCCUUUUUCUCCUCUUGGUAGUCGCAAACAGGGAUGAGAGGUGAGGUGAUCUGCGACAGCUGAGGUGUAGAAGGGAUAACGGAGGGAGAUGAAAAAUGUCACACUGGAAGCGGCUCAUAUUUUUGUCCUCGCACAGAAGGACUUGAUGAAGGUGAAAGUGACGCAGAAAUGUUUUGUGAAGUAAUUCCUCAUUUUGUGAAGAGAGCACAGAGAGGAAGUGUUGGUGAGAUUGGCAUGCCAGUGUCUACCAGACCUUGGGGCUCUUGUUGGUUACCAUGGUAACCUGAUUGGAUAAUCGGCUUUUCCACAGAGGUGGGCUUUGUUUAUUGUAAGGAAACAAAAAGAAUGGAUUUUUUUUUUUUUACCCACCCAAAGUACCUACUAAAGACUCUUGCAAAAUCUCUCAGUGGGUCUCAUUGCCAAAGAGCAAGCACUUGCGAACCACUGGUUUGUGGACCACAGUGUUGGGGAAUCUAAAGGUUUCACACUUCUCUGCAGAAAGUUUCUCUCUCUCUUUCCAUAGGAUAUUGUUGUUUCUGGUCUGAGAGUUUUAUUAGUUUUUGCCUUAUAGAUUACUGUAGUGAUGGAAUAAGUGGGCAACUGCACUGCUCAAAGUGUUCCACUCAACUGGGUCUGAAAACACAUCAGUUGAACAAACACAGACUCGGUGUCUUCGACUCUCACUACUGCCAAACUCUGCUCGUGGAAGGAACAUUUGAAAAAGCCUCAAUGUGAGAAUAUUUUUGAAACUUGAAAACAUGUGUUUGCAGGACUUAGGAAUACACAUAUUGCUUGAAUGUAAUCUGUUUACGGUUUCUACACAGUUCCUUGCUCCUAAACAUUUCAAUAUGAGUGAAUACUGUACUAAAAAAAGGAAAAAAAAAAGACUUUUCUCUUAACAAUGAAUGUAUUUGUUGUUUAACAUGUAUUUAAUUGCUGGCCAGCAGCUUUUCUCUUGAACCUCGUGGCAUGAUGGGGGCGGCACCUCGUCGUCCCGCGUUAUUACAAGUUAUAUGAAAAGGAAAAAAAACGAAACUGAGGACGAUAUUUCACACUUGCUUGAAGCCGUUGUGUUUUCACAUGUAUGCAUCUUGACAUUUUUAUUCCAACUCGAUGAUUGUAUGAGAAAAGCUGUAUAUUUAACAGAUGAAAAAUAAAAUUUUGGAAAUUUGAA